Molecule: messenger RNA, 2596 nt
Organism: Haliotis rubra (blacklip abalone)
Lineage: Eukaryota; Metazoa; Mollusca; Gastropoda; Lepetellida; Haliotidae
Exons: 1
Coding region: 102-1796 (564 amino acids)
Source: RefSeq, a predicted model, not a curated record
UAGCUAUAGCAACACAGUUCACAGUUAUCUGAACCGUUUGCCUUUAUGCAAACUCUAAGCCUACUUGAACAUCCAUCGGUAUGAAAUAGUACCAUUUCACAAUGAGUACAGGGAAUCCGGAAUUGACGAAAGAAACGCACAAUAACAGUGCACUAGAACAGGAGGAUUGUAGCGAAGAUUUUCAUGAUUCUGUUACGAAUGAUUCGCCCAAGGAUCCUCCCGAAGGUCUUGCCAAAGCGCCAUUACAAACCGUGGAAGAUUCAGUGGAACAAGAACCUGAUCAAGACGAGCAGUUUUAUGACGUAACUACUGGUUUAGAAAAUUGCAAAAUUGAUGAUGUUCCAGCUCAAGAUGAUGCUGAAAGCUCUGAAAAUCCACCUGAUGAUUCGUCUCUAACGGAUGAUGACAUUGAAGUAAUAUGUGAGUAUAUGUCUCCUGAUGUAGCCACAGAUUUCAAAGCUGAAAUUGAAGCUGCUGCAAAUGCAAGUAAACCUAAAUUAGAAGAUGAUUAUAAAAUUGACGACAUUGAGAGUGCCCCUAAACAACAAACACCCGAGGCUGCACCUGAGACAGACCAAACUCAAAAUGGCGAUGUUAAUGGACAAAUACCACCACCCAUCAUGUUUUGGCCUCCAGAAUGUUGUAUUUCACCUUCGGAUAUGCCGCGAAAUUGCCCGAUACCGGACCCAAACUACUUUAAUCCCUCCUUGAUGUUUCAACAACCUCCUCCAGAUCAAGUCUUUCCGCCACAUAUGUUAGAAUCGCAAGUCCUCCAAGAACAGGAACUGGCCAAAGCUAAAACCUGUGAACAGAUCGAAAACGGCUACUAUGCCUAUUCUACUGGUGAACCUCAAUCCCCUGCGUGCUCAAACUACACGCCACCCUUACCCUACAGUCCUUACCCGAAUACAUUCAACGGACAAGUCCCUAUGGGUGCGUUUGAUGAUAUGAGUGGCUGUGAGUAUUCGGGAGAACCAUCUCCCUUCGUCUACCCAUCAAUCUAUGUGUCUACAUCCGGUCUCAUGACAGUCCUUCUAAAGAACGACACUUCCGUUGAGAUGACAGCCGACAGAACAGUACGUAUCGUCAGUCACAAAAGUAAGAUGGCCGUGGCAUCUAGUGCACGUGGGAAUAUGAGCGUUUUGUUCCAUCCAUCAGUCAAGAUAUUUCAAGAUGGAGGCACGACUAGCGUUCAGAUCAAUGACGUCAAUGCUAAAAUGGCGACGGAUGACAUAUGGUUUGCGAAUGAUCGCAGUUCCUUCAAAUUCGACACCAACAUGAUCGAACCUGACACUACCACGUUCAGAAAUAUGUCGAAGGACGAGUCCGUGAAUCUUCUCUUCUCGGCCGAUACAUUUGGCGAGAAAUAUGUCCCCCAGUGUCUUGACGCGGCGUCUCAGGCGGAGUACGAAAAUCUCCCUAAGGGCGGAGUCCAAAUCCGUAUCAACAACGUCAAGAUCACCCAAAGUGGACGAGGCGAUGUGAUCGUAGUCACCGGCCCGAAGUAUCUGAAGAUGUCGCCAAAUGUUGGCAUCAUCCGAGUGAACACUCACUACAUUGAGGUCGCAGUAGAGAAGGACAUGAGUACUCGAAUAAGAAGAGGUGGACAUACUCUUACUGCAAGCGGUGGGCAGGUCAUCCUGUCUAAUGGCAGGAUCGAAGCUGGCUUUGAUGAGCAUAGCCGCUUGAAGGUGCUGUCCCUCCCUGGGCGUUCCCCCCUCGAACUUGGUGAACGUCGACCUCGGAAACACACUGGAUCUCCAAGACGAGCAACUGCCUUGGAUGGAAUGUUCUGAGAGACAUGUAUUUGUGACUGAAAGUUACUAAUUUUAUGUAUUGUUACUUUUUUUGUUAUUUGUUUCCACAGUUGACUGAAGGAGAUUUAAGCUGCGUUAUUUGUAUGGAAAUAUAUGUUGCCUGGGAAUGCAGAAAUGCAAAUGAUUGAUUUUAGAGCUAUAAAUUUUCUAUAAAUUAUUCUGUAAGGGUACAGCGAGAGCUUCGGCUGCCAUUAGAAAUAAGAAAAGAACCAAUGCCCCGUUACACAACGAGAUCAUAGCCCUGUUGGCGAUCGUAACUCCCUUUAUUUAAUAUAGACAUUCGACUGUAGCAGCACUCUGAUUCUAUUGUGGAACCGGGCCAUAUGCACAAGGAGACCUCGUUGGCAUACAGCACUUGUAUGUCUAUCUACGUUAGGUGUUCUACUACGGCAGUUUUAUACGUCUUUGUAUCAGAGUACCGUUUAUCCUUGAACAGACGCUCGACGUAUAUUUUUUCGGAUAGGUCAACAGUACACAUGCUUACAUAUAAUGUUAAGCAUAAGACAGAAAGUCGUUGAGCGCACCAUUUAUCUAAGUAUUUACGGUAACGACAGUUCACAGCGCUUAGAUUGAUGCGUUCACGUAGACAUUGUGUUGAAGGGAGUAGAGUAUUCAACAUGCAGAGGACUGUUAAAUAUGAUGUAUACCAUCGUCAUCAACAUUGUGUGCACAGCUGCAGGUAUCAGGGAUAUGCAGACUGUGCGAGUUACCGUCUGUACGGAGACCUGUUUGCUGACAUGUGGGGUGUAUGGCUUAUAAAGAUAUUUUUUUGAAAAUGA